AUGAAUCCAUCACAAAUCUUCUCUACUCCAACAUCAUCAUGUUUUUCCCUUGAUUAUCUCUUGACAAUCUUUCUCAAGCUCACUACUCUUCCCUCAACCAUAUGGUAUUACGUGGUUCUAAUCCUAACAAAUCUCAAAUGCUCAUUUGACGUCCUCCUCCUCUGUAACCACUACUCUUUACUUGUGCCUCUCCUUUAUGACGUUCUGAAGAUCCCACAGAUCUCCGAACAAGCGCUCCAAAUAACCCGGCACGAGCACGACAAGGAAGGAGGAUCGGAGCACUGCGCGGUGUGCCUCGAUCAGGUAGAAGAAGGAGAAGAGAUUGGAGAGCUGAGAUGUUUUCACGUCUUUCACAAACUUUGCUUAGAAAGAUGGGUUCGGCUCAAGCACAUGACAUGUCCUCUUUGCCGUGGCUCUCUAGCCCCGCCUAUGAGAAAUACUACUGAAGAAGAAAUUGAAAGGGAAGUUCUUUUCUUCAAGUUUUGUUUUUUCGAUUCAGAGGAUGAUGACCUUGAUUCGUGGUGGCUCCGAUGA
This is a messenger RNA of Morus notabilis, 534 nucleotides long. RefSeq names its product E3 ubiquitin-protein ligase RNF43. The coding region runs from base 1 to 534 and encodes 177 amino acids. Gene Ontology annotation, molecular function: zinc ion binding; ubiquitin protein ligase activity. The record is from RefSeq and is a predicted model, not a curated record. The transcript has a single exon. NCBI's taxonomy places the organism in Eukaryota, Viridiplantae, Streptophyta, Magnoliopsida, Rosales, Moraceae. Gene Ontology annotation, biological process: protein ubiquitination.